This is a messenger RNA of Alosa sapidissima (American shad), 2284 nucleotides long. It is a transcript of the gene lipib, whose product is annotated as lipase, member Ib. Gene Ontology annotation, biological process: lipid metabolic process. NCBI's taxonomy places the organism in Eukaryota, Metazoa, Chordata, Actinopteri, Clupeiformes, Clupeidae. Gene Ontology annotation, molecular function: carboxylic ester hydrolase activity; lipase activity. The coding region runs from base 339 to 1817 and encodes 492 amino acids. The record is from RefSeq and is a predicted model, not a curated record. The transcript is spliced from 9 exons.
AAGUAAUUACGUUCAAUAUUUACUUUCUGCUUUUAUAUUUAACAUUUCUUGUUGUAGUAGCUUGAUUGUGUCAACCUCCGUAGUGGACACAGCCUUUCUCCAGUUCUCCAGACGUUGCCAGAGAAUUCUGAGACUCAGUGCAGAGGAGACGCAGUAAGAGUCCACUGAUCUCUUAGUCUCCUCCCACUCUCCCUCCUCCUCCUCCUCCUCUUCUCUGUGUCCACUCCUCCGUUGUUCCUCAGACUUUGUGAGUCCUCUCGUAGUUCCUCGUCAGUUCCGAUCUCUCUGCCCUUCUCGACCUCUCUCGCCCUUGCUCCGUCCAGUCCGCUCCGUUGGCUAUGAUGAGGAUACUCGCUCUGCAGGUCUUGUGUCUGGUGGGCACCUUGAUGCUCUGCAGAGCAGGUCAGGACAGAGAAUGUGACAACUUCACUGACCUGGACUUCCACGAUUCGUUCAUCGGGACCAACCUGUACGUGAGGCUGCUGCUCUACACCCGAGCCAACUUGGAGUGUGGCCAGGAGCUGUCCCAUCAUUGCUUCACUGCCCAGCCGCUCUUCAACCUGUCCCGCUCCACGGCCUUCGUCAUCCAUGGCUACAGGCCCACGGGGGCGCCGCCAAUCUGGAUCGACCACUUAGUGCACCUGCUGGCCAGGCAGGAGGACAUGAACAUCGUGGUGGUGGACUGGAACCGUGGCGCUGCUAACCUGAACUACUUCACAGCGGUCACCAACACACGCAGGACAGCGGCCAACAUCACAGGCUUCAUACAAAGAAUGCAGGUGAGCUGCAGCACGCACCCCAUGAAUAUUUCUUUAUGGUCCUUAAAAGCUUCAUUUUGCCCUUAUAGAUUUCAUUUUUGCUUUGUUCAUUUCAACUUUGUGUUUCAGGAGGAGGGAGCAUCCCUGGACUCUGUCCACCUGAUUGGGGUCAGCCUAGGAGCACAUGUGGCAGGGUUCAUUGGGGCCAUGCUGGGAGGAAAGGUCGGCAGAAUCACAGGUCUGGACCCUGCAGGACCCAUGUUUGCAGGAGUGCCUCCUGAGGAGCGCCUGGAUCCCACUGACGCUCAGUUGGUAGAUGUCCUGCACACCGACAUGGAUGGCUUCGGUCUCAGGGGGGCUCAUGGCCAUAUUGACUUCUAUGCCAACGGCGGAUCAGACCAACCAGGAUGUCCCAAGACCAUCUUCUCAGGAAAGGCCUAUUUUGUGUGUGACCACCAGCGGUCGGUGUUCCUCUACCUGUGCGCUCUCAACCACACCUGCAACCUCACAGCCUACCCCUGCUCCUCCCACACGGACUUCCUGAAUGGACAGUGCCUCCAAUGUGAAGCCUUUAAGCCCGCAUCCUGUCCAGUAUUGGGCUACGACCUGAGUCCCUGGAGGGACAAUCUGUUAAAGCUUGGACAGACCAGGGCCUUCUUUUCAACCACGAGCGAACUUCCAUACAGCAAGACCAGCUACAGGGUGGAUAUCGUCACAUGGAACCAGUACCUGCGCUGGGGAGUGGUCAUCCUCCGCCUGCACAGCGGGAAAAAUGUGAUGGAAACCAGGAUGGACAAUAAGCUGUACAGAUUUGAGCAGUACACAUCCACCCGACUGCUGGCUCAGUUCGAUGAGGACCUGUACCCAAUUCAGAAGAUCUCUCUACGGAUCGUCACGGGGAAUGUGAUCGGACCGCGUUACAAACUGCGUCUGCUGCGCAUCAGGAUAACUCCCCUCAACCAGCCAGACAGGGCGCUGAUGUGCCGCUAUGACAUCGUCAUGGAGGAGAACAUGGAGGUGUCCUUCAGGCCCAUCCCCUGCAAUGAGUCCAACGCGUGAGGCGCUGUCCGCCCAACGCCGCUAUGUUCAUACCACUGCCAUAAUAACAAUCACAGUUACCCUUUCUCCAUGCAUCAGCACAGACAGACCAGACUCUGGGGUCACGCUGUCCUGGGCUCUUGAGAACCAAAGAACUACUACACAGCAUAUUUUGAAGGUUGAUGUGGACCUGACUGACAGCUGAGAUGACAAGACUGUUAUGAGAAGACUGUGUCUUUGAGCAAAGUCUGCUUUGGAGCCCCUCUUUGUGCCUUAAUGUUUCUGCCAAUAUCCACUGAAUCCUUUUUUUCUAUCAGUAAAUGGAUCUAGCAAGGAGAGAUCAGGUGUGACUAAUAUAAGUCACAAGAUGAACCAAACAUCACUGUAUGGUUGUCGCACACAGUGAGCGAUUUGAAAAACUCGAGUGCACUUUAUUUAAAAUAAAUCUUAUGGCUUCCUACUUCAAAGACUUUAGUUAUGGUUUGUAA